Asparagus officinalis (garden asparagus) is the source of this 920-nucleotide messenger RNA. RefSeq lists its product as uncharacterized. The coding region runs from base 128 to 526 and encodes 132 amino acids. NCBI's taxonomy places the organism in Eukaryota, Viridiplantae, Streptophyta, Magnoliopsida, Asparagales, Asparagaceae. The transcript is spliced from 2 exons. The record is from RefSeq and is a predicted model, not a curated record.
UUCCGUGCCAUAAUAUGCCAAGCCCAGCCCACUCAACUUGGAAAAGACUCCUGGGCUGAAACCUGCAGCAAAACCCUACAACCAUCUCUCUCUCUCUCUCUCUGUAACCCCCCUCCCUCUCUCUUCCAUGGCUCCUGCUGCUAAAUCUGCUGUCAAUGGAAAGAACUCAGCAGAGAAACCUAAACUACAUGAAGAGAAGAAGAAGAAGAAGAAGGAGAAGCCUGUGAACGAGAUCGAGGAAAUAUUCAGGGCAGCGAAGGAUGAUAAGAAGAAGAAGAGGAAGAAGGAGCAGCCAUCAGCGGAUCCUUCAAGCCUCGAGGAAAAGGAAAGCAAGAAGUCCACGAAGAAGAAAAAGAUCGACAGAGAGAACUCGACGAAGGAAUCAGAAAAAGGCGAGGGUUCUUCGAGGAAGCGGAGGAAGACUGCGGAUGGGCUGACUGUGUACUCGGCCGAGGAGUUGGGAGUCGGCAAUCCCGAAGCCGGAGGAACGCCUCUUUGCCCUUUUGACUGUUCUUGCUGCUUCUGAUGCUAUAUUCAACAAGAAGCAUUUACGGUUUACUAUGUAUUGCCAUUUUGAGUUUGUUGGUGGUCAAUCCAUGAUCGGAGUUCAGAUAGACCAAGAGCAACAGUCACCCCUGAAAUUCAAGAAGAAUUUCCCGAGGGCAUGACUUUUAGUUUUCAGGAUUACCGGAAUGCAUCAAAUUGAAAAAAAAAAACAAAAGAAAACUUCGAAGUAAAAAUUUGAGUUGUAGUGUUGUGUGGUUAUCUAGACUACAGGGUUUUAGUUCAAUUAUUAUGUAAAUCGUGAUAUUUAAGUAGUAUAAUCGCCUUGUUAAAAAAGUAUAUUGUUUAUUUUGCUGAGUAACGGCAGUGGAGGCAAGCAAGUCAUUUCUGUGUGCCUAUUUUACUUUGUGUGGUAA